AUGUCCUCUGAACGAGAUGCCGAUUCUGGCGACAACACAGGCGCCCACACAGGGGCUGACGCCCGAUCGCAGCUCGCCGACGACUUGUUUGGUGAUGACUCACCGACGUGGGCGUCGCGCACUGCAUCGACGAGAACAGCCGAUUCUCACGAUUCAAGUGAAAAUGAAGGGGAAAAUGCGCGUGGUGACCACCGAGGAGAUGACGACGAGAAUGACGAAGACGACGACGACGACGACGACGACAACGACGACAACGACAACGGUAAAACAGCACUUGAGUACUACGAAGACGAUGCAGAUGCGUCGACACAUGCGAUGCCUGCCGUCGUGGAAGAGCAGACUGCAUGGAUCAAUGUGCCGCAGCUGCCGGUGCGGCGAACGAAGGAGACUCUGCUAGCGCGCCUGCCCAACUUUGUUCGAUAUGCGGACAGAGCGUUUGAUCCAGCUACGUGGAACGAGGAUGACGAAGAUGAACAGCAACAACAACAGCAACAACAACAACAACAACAACAAUCAUCACAACAACACCAACAGCCACAGCAGCACGAGUAUGAUUCAGUUACGGGCGAUCAGAAAGCGCGCAAGUUCCUGCGCACAAUGUCCACGGUUCGGUGGCGUUGGAAAGAGGCAGGUCCCAGUCGCGUUACGCCACAGAGCAAUGCGCGGAUCGUUCGUUGGGAUGAUGGGACCGAGUCAUUGCAGAUCGGCAGUGAAUUCUUUGACAUGACUCGGCAUGCUGAGCCAAGUGCGCAAGGCACGCCCCUCACGUAUAUCUACGUGCCGCAUGCUGAAGAGGGUGUGUUGGAGGCUGAGUGUCCUGUGCGCACGUCGCUGUCCUUCAAGCCAGGCCUACAUUCUGACACGCACAGCCGCAUCGCAAGUGCGAUCCGGCAUCAGCGAGGUAUGCGAGUAGUUGCCUCGUCUGAAAUGUUCGGCACGAUGGACCCUGAGCGUGAAAAGGAACGGAUUGAGCGACAGCUGAAAGAGUCUGAGAAACGCAAGCUUCGCGAACGUGUCAAGGCCAUGCGAGACGCGCACGACUAUGAGGGCGACCUGGACUUGGGCAUGCGGCGGCAUGGGAUCCGGCACCGCCGUGGGCGCAUGCAUGUCACGGAAUGGUCUGAUGAUGACGACAAUGUUGAUGAUACAGGUGACCAUGAGGAUGGCACUGCAGCUGGUGGCGCUUCAUCAUUGUCAUCUGCACAUGGAUCUGGGCGGCGCCGUGCGUCAGCUGCCUAUGACUAUCAAGACGAAGAUGACGACGAUGACGGCUUCAUUGUGCACGAUGAUGAGGACAUGGAGGAUGAGCCGGAUCAUGAUCGCGACGCCUCUGAAGAUGACAUGGAUCGCGCUGACCGUGAGAUUGAGGAGCACGAGCGCAUGCGCCGCGAAAGCAAUCUGACAUCAUCUGGUGGAAAACGUGCACGAACCGAUUCUGACUCAUAG
Molecule: messenger RNA, 1446 nt
Organism: Malassezia globosa CBS 7966
Lineage: Eukaryota; Fungi; Basidiomycota; Malasseziomycetes; Malasseziales; Malasseziaceae
Exons: 1
Coding region: 1-1446 (481 amino acids)
Biological process (GO): transcription elongation by RNA polymerase II; positive regulation of transcription elongation by RNA polymerase II
Cellular component (GO): Cdc73/Paf1 complex; nucleus
Molecular function (GO): RNA polymerase II C-terminal domain phosphoserine binding
Source: RefSeq, a predicted model, not a curated record